AAACCUCGUUGCGGUUAAUCGUAUUCUCUUACUCUUUGAUUCAAACGUAAAUUGAAGAGAAUCUGAUAUUUGUUACAAUCUUUCUGACACUGGCGAACCAAAAUGUAACGGUACAAGAUUGGAUCUUGCUUCGGAAGCAUCCGCUUAGAAAAUCAAUUCAAAGAAUUUCUUAGCAGAGACACGAAAGGGAAUUAGAAAUUAGAAAAGAACGGUGCUUGAAUCAAAAUCCAUGACAAAAGUACACCGUGCAAGACACGUAGCGCCAUCGGAGUGAUAACAAAAAUUACGAGACGUCAUCGGCGCAUCAACAUGGUUACGGGUAGUUGUUCCGACGCGAUAACGAGACGGAAAUGUUAGUAUUAUUACAAUUAAAUUAUAGUAGGAAAAGAUCGUGAAAUAAUUAUAAAUAAAUCGAGUGUGAAACCUGUAAAUCAACGUUUGAGUACUAUCGCCCGCGUAGUCCGAUUAAGCAACAUGCGAUGCUCGUGAUUCCAUGAUACUAAGAUGUAAAGAAACUAUCAGUGCAUGAUUAGUCGCCAGUACCGGAUAAUUGAAGGUUAUCGCUAAUUGAACUAAUUACAUCAUGAUGCCAUAAUUAAAAAAGUAGAAGAUAUUGGAUAUAUCAUGAGCUGCUCUGUAGAAUUACGACAGCGCAGACCGCAGGGGAUGGCGGAGGAUCCUCAUAAACUUGCAGCAAUGAUGAAUAAAUCGCAAAGGCUUGUUCUGGGACUGUUAGUUUUACUGUUAGUUGAUAUAAUUUGGGUCUCCAGUUCUGAACUAACUAAAUAUAUUUAUAGAGAAGCAGCAUUUGAAAAACCAUUUUUUAGCACAUAUGUAAAAACAUCCAUGUUUACACUUUACUUGCUCGGUUUAUGUUUUUGGCCUCCAUGGCGGGACCAAUGCAAUAAACCAGCAACAUACAUGUUUAUAGAUCCCAAUGUGGAAGAUGAUAACUUUUAUUCAGAAGCCAAUACAAGUUUGAGUGAUCCAACAUUUGUUCCAAUAAAAACACCGGAUCACUGUGAUCGUUCUUCAGGCACAGAAAGCGAUGAUUCUUCUAUACGUUCUGUAAGAUUUAGUAAGUUAGCUGAAGUCCGACAUAUGUCGGAAAGUGACGCUACAGAAGCGUUAUUAGCAAGACUCAGUUAUCAAGCGAGUUUAAGAGCCGGAGAACAUGCAAGGCGGCAGGCUAAUAAGUUUUCUGUUCAAAAAGUUGCAAAGAUUGCACUUAUGUUUUGUUUACUUUGGUUUAUGGCAAAUUAUACUUAUCAAAUAUCAUUAGCAAAAACUGAAGCAGGAGUUGUAACAGUAUUGUCAUCAACUUCAAGUUUAUUUACAUUGUUCCUCGCUGCUGUUUUCCCCAGCAAUGGAGGAGAUAAAUUUACGCUGUCUAAGCUGGUUGCUGUCUCUGUUAGCAUUCUCGGACUAGUGUUAGUCGGUCUUUCAGAUUUAACAAUAGAAACUAAUAGGAUACCUACAGGCAUAAUAUUGGCGCUAGUCAGUGCAUUCUUUUAUGCAGCUUACAUUGUAUUCUUAAAACGAAAAGUGGAUCAUGAAGAUAAAAUAGAUAUUCCAAUGUUUUUCGGCUUUGUUGGGCUUUUUAACUUGACGCUUUUAUGGCCAUUAUUUUUUAUCCUUCAUUACGGCCGUUGGGAGGAAUUUGAAUGGCCAAAUACUCAUCAGUGGACAUUUUUGAUUAUCAAUGGUCUGAUUGGUACAGUUCUAAGUGAAGUACUUUGGCUAUGGGGUUGUUUUUUAACGUCGUCCCUCAUAGCAACUUUGGCAGUUAGUUUAACUAUGCCAAUGUCGAUGAUAGCUGAUGUGUUAUUAAAAAAGGUCGAGUAUCCUUGCAUUUUCUACUUAGGAACCAUUCCAAUGCUUUUAGCAUUUCUGACUGUGUCUCUUCUGUCCUACUACGAUAAUUGGGAUCCAGUUAUGGAUUUGAUUAAAAGAAUUUACAUUUGGAUUUGUAGAAAAAAUAGAUCAACAAGAAUACCAGAUAUUGAAGCAGAGCAAACAGAAUCGCUUAUAGGAAUAAAUAAUGGUGAACACGAAGCUUAACUCGACAAUAAUGAAGAAACUAUGUAAUAAAUGUGUUUUAUGUAUGUAUAUUUCCACACCUAACAACAAAUGCUUUGUUUACAAGCAUAAAACGUUAUCAAUGUACUGUGUAUAUGUCUUCUUGAUAUAGCUAAUCUCCUAUGAUGAAAGGAUACUGUAUAUAUUUUAAACUAAAUGAUCUGUGCAUAUUUAAUCACAAAGCAUUUUCACGAUGAUUGUGUAAGCAAUGUUAAACAUAAACUAGAAGUCAUACUUUUUCUUUUUACAAUGGAUACAUUACUGUGCUGAUUUGCCAUAAAAAUUAGAUUUUACCUUUAUGCAGAAUACUACAAUACUGCCAGACAAUAAUUGCGCAUUGUACGAUGUACACAUUAUUUGAAAACAAAAUUGAUUAUCAAACUUUCGUUCGUGUAUAUCAAAAUGUCAGUAUCAGCCUCGUCACGAGUGUGUUAUUUUUUUUUAGAAAGUUAUAAAGAAUUAAAUCUACUUGAUCGUAAUCCUACGGAACAUACAGAAUUAAGGCUAUUGAAAAUUAUAUCUAGCUUUUGUAUUUAUUGUAUAUUUUUAAAAAGUUGUAUAUGAAUUGAAGUUAAUUCAGAUGUUUUAUGCAAUAUAAUGUGUAGAUUGUGAUAAAUUCGUUGAAGGCAUUAAGUUUCUAUCAGUAACGUUGUACUUUUAUCCCAUUGCAUGUAUUGCUAUUUUGAAUAGAGACAAAUUAUUUGCAUAUGUAACUUGUAGAAAUCUGUAAAACUGUCAGUGACAUAUACACUCUUUGGUUUCUCGAUUUUCUUGGAAAAAUCAUAUAU
Molecule: messenger RNA, 2867 nt
Organism: Colletes gigas
Lineage: Eukaryota; Metazoa; Arthropoda; Insecta; Hymenoptera; Colletidae
Product: solute carrier family 35 member F5
Exons: 9
Coding region: 625-2061 (478 amino acids)
Biological process (GO): regulation of peptide transport
Cellular component (GO): membrane
Source: RefSeq, a predicted model, not a curated record